Molecule: messenger RNA, 5948 nt
Organism: Artibeus jamaicensis (Jamaican fruit-eating bat)
Lineage: Eukaryota; Metazoa; Chordata; Mammalia; Chiroptera; Phyllostomidae
Gene: PTCHD4
Product: patched domain containing 4
Exons: 3
Coding region: 1-2718 (905 amino acids)
Cellular component (GO): membrane
Source: RefSeq, a predicted model, not a curated record
AUGUGCUUUUUAAGACGGCCGGGAGCGCCUGCAAGCUGGAUCUGGUGGAGGAUGCUGCUGCGGCAGGUGCUUCGCAGAGGGCUCCAGUCGUUCUGCCACAGGCUGGGCUUGUGCGUGAGCCGGCACCCGGUCUUUUUCCUCACCGUGCCCGCAGUCCUGACCAUCACCUUCGGCCUCAGCGCGCUCAACCGCUUCCAGCCCGAGGGAGACCUGGAGCGCCUGGUCGCUCCCAGCCACAGCCUGGCCAAGAUCGAGCGCAGUCUGGCCAGCAGCCUUUUCCCCCUGGACCAGUCCAAAAGCCAGCUCUAUUCGGACUUACACACCCCUGGGAGGUAUGGCAGGGUGAUCCUCCUCUCCCCACCCGGGGACAAUAUUUUGCUCCAGGCUGAGGGGAUCCUGCAGACCCACCGAGCCGUGCUGGAAAUGAAGGUGAACCACAAGGGCUAUAAUUAUACUUUUUCCCAUCUGUGUGUGUUGAGAAAUCAGGAUAAGAAAUGCGUGCUGGAUGAUAUUAUUUCAGUGCUAGAGGAUCUCAGGCAGGCUGCCGUCUCCAAUAAGACAACAGCCAGGGUGCAAGUGAGGUAUCCCAACACUAAAUUAAAGGAUGGGAGGAACAGUUUUAUUGGACACCAACUGGGCGGGGUAGUGGAAGUGCCAAACAGCAAGGACCAACGGGUGAAGUCAGCCAGAGCCAUUCAAAUCACCUACUACCUCCAGACCUAUGGCUCUGCCACCCAGGACCUCAUAGGGGAGAAGUGGGAGAAUGAGUUCUGUAAACUUAUGAGGAAGCUCCAGGAGGAGCACCAGGACCUCCAGCUCUACUCUUUAGCAUCCUUUAGCCUCUGGAGAGACUUCCAUAAGACCAGCAUCCUGGCCAGGAGCAAGGUCCUGGUGAGCCUCGUGCUGAUCUUGACCACAGCCACCCUCUCCAGCUCCAUGAAGGACUGUUUGCGCAGCAAGCCCUUCCUGGGCCUCCUGGGGGUGCUCACAGUGUGCAUCUCCCUUGUCACGGCAGCAGGGAUCUUCUUCAUCACUGAUGGGAAGUACAACUCCACGCUGCUGGGAAUCCCGUUCUUCGCCAUGGGUCAUGGAACUAAAGGAGUAUUUGAGCUUCUGUCUGGAUGGCGGAGAACCAGAGAAAAUUUGCCCUUCAAAGACAGGGUAGCAGAUGCCUAUUCUGAUGUGAUGGUCACCUAUACCAUGACCAGCUCCCUGUACCUCAUUACCUUUGGCAUGGGUGCCAGCCCAUUCACAAACAUAGAGGCUGUAAAAGUCUUCUGUCAGAACAUGUGUGUCUCCAUUCUGUUAAACUACUUCUACAUUUUUUCUUUCUUUGGCUCCUGUCUGGUCUUUGCUGGCCAGCUAGAGCAAAACCGUUACCACAGCAUCUUUUGCUGCAAAAUCCCUUCUGCAGAAUACCUGGACCGCAAACCCGUGUGGUUCCAGACAGUGAUGAGUGAUGGGCAUCAACAGACAUCCCAUCAUGAGACGAACCCUUACCAGCACCACUUUAUUCAGCACUUCCUCCGUGAGCAUUACAAUGAAUGGAUUACCAAUAUCUAUGUGAAGCCAUUUGUUGUCAUCCUUUAUCUCAUUUAUGCCUCCUUCUCAUUCAUGGGAUGUCUACAGAUCAGUGACAGAGCUGACAUCAUCAGUUUGCUAGCCAGUGAUUCCCCAAGCGUUUCCUAUGCCAUGGUUCAGCAGAAAUAUUUCAGCAACUACAGCCCUGUGAUAGGAUUCUAUGUCUAUGAGCCCCUUGAGUACUGGAACAGCAGUGUCCAGGAGGAUCUACGAAGACUAUGUAGUGGGUUCACUGCAGUGUCCUGGGUGGAGCAGUAUUACCAGUUCCUGAAAGUUAGCAACAUCAGCGCCAAUAACAAGAGUGACUUUAUCAGUGUCCUACAGAGUUCCUUUUUAAAAAAGCCAGAAUUCCAGCACUUUCGAAAUGACAUCAUCUUCUCCAAGGCAGGGGAUGAGAAUAACAUCAUUGCAUCUCGCUUGUAUCUGGUAGCAAGAACUAGCAGAGACAAGCAGAAGGAAGUCAUAGAAGUGUUGGAGAAGCUGAGGCCCCUGUCUCUCUCAAAGAGUAUCCGAUUCAUUGUGUUCAACCCCUCCUUUGUGUUCAUGGACCAUUAUGGCUUGUCUGUCACAGUGCCUGUUCUGAUUGCAGGCUUUGGUGUUCUCCUGGUGUUAGUCCUUACUUUUUUCCUAGUGAUCCACCCUCUGGGAAACUUCUGGCUUAUUCUUAGUGUCACCUCAAUUGAGCUGGGCGUUCUGGGCUUAAUGACAUUAUGGAAUGUCGACAUGGAUUGCAUUUCUAUCUUGUGCCUUAUCUACACUUUAAAUUUUGCCAUUGACCACUGUGCACCACUGCUUUACACAUUUGUAUUAGCAACCGAGCACACCCGAACGCAAUGUAUAAAAAGCUCUCUGCAAGAGCAUGGGACAGCCAUUUUGCAAAAUAUUACUUCUUUUCUUAUUGGGUUGGUCCCCCUCCUAUUUGUGCCUUCAAACCUGACCUUCACACUGUUCAAAUGCUUGCUGCUCACUGGGGGUUGCACACUUCUGCACUGUUUUGUUAUCUUACCUGUGUUCCUAACCUUUUUCCCCCCUUCCAAAAAGCACCACAAGAAAAAGAAACGUGCCAAACGAAAGGAGAGAGAGGAAAUUGAAUGCAUAGAAAUUCAAGAGAACCCUGAUCACGUCACCACAGUCUGAUGGGUGUAGACUAAUGGAUUAUUUUUCUUUUCCAGUAUUGCACAACGAAGCAGGGCAAGUAAAGCUCAGACCUCAGCUGCUUGGGCUGGCCAGGAGUAACAAAGCAAGUCAGAUCAAGAGUGAAUUAUUCAUUACACAUCAAAGUGUCCACUUCUUGGAGGAAAGAGAGAAUCAAAGAAGGGGGGAAAGUUCUUUGCAACCUUUUCUCCACUAAAGAUAAGUUGCUGAAUAUGAUCUAAUAGUCCUUUCAUGGAAUGGAUGAAUCAAUGAAGUAUUAGAAGGCCAAAAAACACAACUGCUUUCAAAAAUAAAAUGCUUAGGAGAGAUGGAGAAUGAGGAAAUGGGGCCUCCAAAUAGGGAAAAAGACAUAGAAAAUGUCAAAAAUUGCCAUGGCACUUUUCAUAUUUGUUUUUUGAACGGGUUAGUCAAAAGAAACCUAUGCACUUGGGAAGUACAUAUUUAAUUCUGUCUGAACCAAAGGUCUUCCCAAUCCAUUUUAUGUGUAUAUAUAUAUGUAUAUAUGUUAUAUAUACAUAUACUUAGAUUUGUCUUUAGUGUGCAUUGACAUUCGUGUGGAGGGAGAUGUCCAUUUGCAGAUAGGCUGGCCUUUCUCUAGGAAGUCAAAUCAGCCUUAGCCAAAUACAGGAGCAUUCAUGGUCACUCCAAAUCAACUCAUGUGUUUUAGAAGCAAGAGUAUUAUUCAACUGCAUUAAACACAAUAAACAGAGAUGUGAAUCUAUUAGAUUCUGAAUAUCAUGUUGUCAGUCUUUGAAAUUCUUACUUUGGAUAACUUGGCAAAAAAUACAAUAGGUAUUUGAAUUAAAUACCACAUGAACAAGGUUUAAAACCUCAUGUUAGAGCUAAAUUGUUGACAUGGCUUUUUAUUGUCUUUCAAUGGUUCUCUGUAUUUGAGGAGGCUGAUUUGGUUACAUUCAGAGAGCUCACCCACUGCAAAUGAGCACUUUACACAUACUGUCUAUACAUAUGUGUAUAAGGGUGUACAAGUAUGUAUCUUUGUGUGUGUGUGUGUUUGUGUGAGCUUGUGUAUUCAAUAGUUAUAGUGUUCUCAUUUUAGAUGGUGAAAAUAUAUUGCUGUGGAGUAUAGAUAAUUACCAUAGAAGAAAAGAGACAUAACUAAGAAACUUGUGGAAUGAAAUAGAGUAAAUGGACUGUCGUCACUCAUCGUACACCAUCAACUGGUUCUCAGUGUAAAAAAAUAUUCUAAUCCUAUAAAGUCUAUUGUGUUCCUUGCAUUGAUAUUUGGAACAUUAACCCAGGCCACAAUCACUACCAUAGUGGUCACUAUAACUACUGCAAUAUCAUUUUGUAGCUUCUUGCUGUAUCAUUGUUCUUAUAAUCUGAACAGCGCUCCUCAUUUGGCCCACCUUCCAGGGUGAUGGUAGUUCUCCAUAGGUGGCAUAUUAGUUGUAACUGCUACCAAAUUCUCUCUCAAAAAAAUGCUGAGGUCAAUGUUUUGAUUGAGCUCAAGUUAAAAACUGCUCCCCAGCAGAUAGACUCAGUCUGUUGGGUGCUUACUUGGAUUAGUGCUCUGCUUCCUGUCACGAAAAUUACUAAAAAAUGCCUUUUCCUAUGCCCAGCAGUAGAAUAAGUUAAUUUUCAGGUGGGACUGAACAAAUGUUAAAUGAUUAUACAAUCUGUUAGUAAGCUCUUUUACCUGGAAAAGAGUUACUGUCCCCUACCAACUUUGGUUGAAUAUUUUUAUUGAACUUAAAAUAUUAAAAUCUAAAAACAAAAAAAAGCCAAUCCCCUGAACUCAGUUAAGUUUAGAAAAAAAUUUGGUAGAUAUAGGCUUUGGAAAUGAAGUUUAUAAAUUAAUACAGCAACAAAACAAGUGUACCUCUUACAAAUAGACUUUACCACAAUAUUAAGGGAGAAGAGAACUGUCUCUGAAAUUAAAAAAUAUGUAUAUUUAACCAAAUGUUACUUUAUUAAAUGGCAUUUGUUUUGUCCUACCUUGAGGUAAUUGAGUUCCUGUUAGAAAUUAUCUAUGUCUUAACAGUUGUGUUAAUCUGGACGCAAUAUCAAUAGACUGAGUAUGGAAAAUAAUCGCCAUAAGCAUAGGGUUAUUGUUCUUACAUUAUUCGUAAAGUCAUGUCACAGAUAACCUUAGCCUUUUACCUCCUGAGCUGCUCUGCUAUGAUGAACUAGUGUUUGGCAUUGAUAAAUAUAAAGGCCAUGGUCUCAUAUCUGAAGUAGAGGUUUCUGAGGAGUUGGGGUUAUUCUUUUGGGGGGGAAAUUCUUCUUAGACAAUCUGGUCAUCACUUGUUAAUAUUUCUUUUACAUCCUUUCUAAAAAAUAAGAGGUAAUCACCUGAGAAAUUCCACUAACUAUAUCACUUCAUUUUUUUCCCAAGGCAUACCAGAUUCCCAAGGAUUUACCAAUGUUUAAAAAGCUUGCCUAUUUGGGUCAUUUUUUCUUAAUUACCGUACUCAAUUUCACAUGCAAAGAAGGUUGGCAGGCUGAUUUAGAAAGAAAGAGUCAAGUAUGCCAGUUGCUGAAUGCAUAUAGGAAUAAUGGUGUGUGUUAUCUAACCACUGGGGCAGUUCUAAUACCAUUGCUUCACGUACAAUGUCUAUUUGGAAGGGGAAAACACUUUUAGGAGGGUUAUAUCUUAAAGGAUUAAAGUGACUAAGAUAAAUAUGAAUUUCUCAUUGCUCAAGUGACUAGAAGUGUGGAAUUUUGAAAAGGGCAUUAUUUUUUUUUAGGACAUCAUGGUACUCUAUAGUGAACUAUAGCAGUAAUUUAUUGAAAUGGAAGUACUUGUCCUGGAAGAGUUAAUAUACUACUCACAUGCCCUAACUCAGUCCCGGGAAGUAAUUUAGGCCUACAAAGAAUCUAACUAGAUUUCAUCUGACCUCCCAAACUUACUCUGAAACAGAUAUUUGCAAAAAUUCUAAGAAUGCCAAAAUACAUCCUAAAAUAUAAGAUCAUGAUUUGCAGGUAAUACUCAAACUCUGCCUUUUUCGAUAGUUUGUGUGUAACUCUCCCUGGUUUUUCAAUUUUACUUUUAUUGUUUUGUCCAUUUGUAAAAUGUUGGAAGUGUUCCAAUUAGAAACUUAUCUACUGCUAGAAGAUGGCCAAUCAACUCUUAGAAGAGAAGAAACCUGCAGAAAAUUUAUCAGAUGUGUAGAAUAUUUUAUUGUUGAUGUGUUUUUUUCCCUUAAAGUGAGAGAUUUCAAGUUCGUAAAAACCACCCCUUUUCUGAAUGU